This is a messenger RNA of Physella acuta, 645 nucleotides long. RefSeq names its product large ribosomal subunit protein uL11. The record is from RefSeq and is a predicted model, not a curated record. Gene Ontology annotation, biological process: translation. Lineage: Eukaryota; Metazoa; Mollusca; Gastropoda; Physidae. Gene Ontology annotation, cellular component: cytosolic large ribosomal subunit; ribosome. Gene Ontology annotation, molecular function: large ribosomal subunit rRNA binding; structural constituent of ribosome.
UUUCCGGUAACUCAAUGUGUUUCCUUUUCCUUGUCCCUAUCCAGACGGUUAGGUGCAACAGUAAUUUGGUCGUGUCUAUCAGGACUCAUCCAACAUCAUAACCGUCGUUUUAGUGGCUCAGAAUGCCUCCUAAAUUUGAUCCAGGCGCAACUUUCAUAGUUUACUGCAGAGCUGUUGGAGGUGAAGUACCAGCUACUUCUUCACUUGCUCCUAAGAUUGGGCCUUUGGGCUUGUCUCCAAAGAAAGUUGGUGAUGACAUUCAGAAGGGAACCGCUGAUUGGAAAGGUCUCAAAAUUACAGUAAAGCUUGUAGUACAGAACAGACAAGCUAAAGUAGAGGUUGUUCCUAGUGCUGCAGCCCUAAUCAUUCGUGCAUUAAAAGAACCUCCCAGGGACAGAAAGAAGGUUAAACAUGUCAAGCAUAAUGGCAACUUGACAAUGGAUGAUAUAAUCAAGAUAGCUAAACAAAUGCGUUCUCGCAGCAUGGCUAAAGAACUCUCUGGCACUGUAAAAGAAGUGUUAGGAACUGCACAGUCCAUUGGCUGUACCAUUGAUAAGCUUCCACCUCAUUCAGUGAUUGAGAAGAUCAACAGUGGAGAAGUUGAAGUUCCAGAUGAAUAAAUGAGAGAUUUUCUUUAAAAAAAAA